Cherax quadricarinatus is the source of this 1806-nucleotide messenger RNA. RefSeq lists its product as uncharacterized. The record is from RefSeq and is a predicted model, not a curated record. Lineage: Eukaryota; Metazoa; Arthropoda; Malacostraca; Decapoda; Parastacidae.
CUGGAACUGUGGAGUUCACUCUCGCAAGAGACGUUGCUCUCUCUACACGACCUGCUGGUGCUCCUGUAAAGGUCUAUCAUGUACCACAGUGUCUGACGCCGAUGCUAACUCCGUACGACUUGGUGUUCCCGUCGAGGUCUCUCUUAUUCCCGUAGUAUGCUGGAAAAGCUGCUCUUUCCAUACUUCCUACGGGUGUUCCUGUCGAAAUCUAUCUCCUCGUAUAGUGUGCUAAAGACACUAUCUCCAAACGUUUUGGUGGAGUUCGCGUCGAGGUCUAUCUCCAACUUUAGCAUUUGGAGACGCUGCCUCGUUACUGAAUUCUGUUGGCUUUCCCGUUGAGAACUGUUCAAUUCCCUAUCGUCUUGGCAUCUUCAACAAGAUUACCGUGAAACGCGUUGUUGUUGAAUCAAGCGUAGCUAGUGUGCAGCUCAGCCUGACGCCAAGGUGCGAGUCUCGACCUGCCUGUGGCCAGUCGUUCUUGACUCAUCAUUGUGGAGGGACGUUAUCACAUGCUCUGCUGCUUCGCAUGAAUGGGAAGCUACCUCUGGACUUUGGGACUUAAUAAAAACACCCUUUAAGAGAGGUAGAAUAAUCCAGCUAACAAGUGCGGAGUAACUGCUGUGUGAGAAAUAGUUGGAGUAUGGCAGGAGAAACUGAGACCAGAGAACAAGGCGCCGCCGCAGUGGAGGCGCACGAAGGUAUUAGUCCAGCCUGCAAGUCUAGGCUGAUGAGCUGGCGUGUGGUGGGGGCAGUGCUGGCCUUCCUGGUGGUGUUGGGAUGGAUCUUCAUCAUCGUGGUGCUCAUCUUGGAGGAGAAGUGGCAGCUGGUGCUUGUGGCCUGGCUGCUGCUCUAUUCUACAGCUCACUUCUGCUACUGGUACUGCAAGCGCCACAGCCUCAUCACCCUACACAGACAGAUUCGUCUACGCGUGCUGGCUCACAUACGACCGAGCGAUUCCGGGGAGAAGGUCGACGAUCAUCCACCUACUUACGACGAAGUGAUGAAGACCGAAGCUCCUCCUCCGGCUUACUUUACCGUCGUCAGUGAGACUGUCAAACUGGCUACUCUUCCGUCUCUAGUGUCCUCGCACGGCGCUCCACUCACUCCUGCCUUUGUGACCUCACUAAGCGACCAGUUGCAGCAGAGUGUGGGCGCAGCGGCCAGGGAAUACCUGCUGUGUCGCCCUCCUGCUUACCAGAGCCCUAAGCACUUGCGUAAUAUAUCAUCUAUGAUCUUGCCCACUUUGCAUGAAGAGCGAGUUAACACUGACACGGCCGUGACCGCCACUGCCGCCGCUAUAGCCACGGUCACAUAUGUAGGAGGUAUUGAAGAGUCGGAAACGUUAGAAGAUCCUAUAAGAGGCCCCAUAGUUAAACACCUGCAGUCAACAACAACAGCCACACUGGACGCAACUCCGUGUUCUUCCUCAACAACAAGAGCCGUCACAGAUCAAAAUACUGACCCUGAACUUGAGACACUAUCUUCCCUUCCAAGUUCUUAAUUGUUUAUAUGAUAAAUGACUGAAUUUAUUAUGUAUGUUGCGGGUGAUGACAAAUGUACAAACGUUAAGUAGGUUGCGACUACGUACAAAUAUGUGCCCUGUUAUUGCUACAUAGUCAUGAGCUCAGUGGCAAUAUUGUUACCAUGUAGCAUUAAGUAUUUUGAAAUAUUAUUUGUGCCUAUUGCUCGUCCACUUUAUAAGUGGAAAGUCGAGCAAAUAUUCCAGUGUGAUAUGUAUGUUAAUAUUUCUAUCUAUUUUAGCCUUAAGGACGUCUGUUACCAUUACAAUAUAUAUGAAAAUAUAAA